AUGUCUCGGCUGAACAGCAGAAGCGUAUUCGAGGGGAACUCCACAGGUUCGCACUCGGUGCCCUAUUCCCGAGUAGAAAGUCGAGCUGGGAGUUCGGCUUCGAGUCCUCGGCUACAAGUCCGAGGACGGCGACUGCCGGAGGACGAAUUGACUGUAGUAUAUGACCUUCGUCAUGAGGCUCCAAAGGUUCCCUAUAAUCCACCGCGCAUGAGUUCAAGGGUCCCAGAGAGGGCUACAUACCACCAUCACACUUUUUCUCAUCCUCCCGAUAUUGCAUCGCAUUAUUUCAGGUCUCCGCCCAUACCACCCACUAUUGACGUACCACUGCACUCUGCACGGCUAUCGCCGCUACUUUCGGCCAUUCGACAUCCGUACUAUGCAAAUCCCGUUUCAGGACACACCUCUCCUACGUACGCGGGCUCGCGUCCUCCCUCUGGAGCUGGUACCCCGCCAUACCCGGUAUAUCCUCCAUACACAACGACAUGCGGAUACUGUCAUUCGCGUAUUCCGUGGGAUGGGUUCGUUUCUCCAAUCCACCCUCGCCCCGUUCCGGGCUUUUCUACCCCGUUAUUGCAGGAUGAAUAUAUUGUGCCUGCGCCGAUGCAUUCGUCAUUCUCCAACCCAUCGUUUCCAGACACGACGGAGCCAUUACCAAAAACCCGUUUGACGCAGAGUGAGCGUUCGUAUGAGAGCUCGCAGGACUCACAUUUGCCUCCUGCUAUUAUUUCACGAAAUAUGGUCUUCGGGAGUAUCGACCUGACUCAUGAACGCAUCCGUCAGACGCCGAACGCAAAGGAGGCUACGAGAAAAGAAGGCAAGAAAUCCAUUGAGCGAAUAGCGGAACAGUUCUCUGGCUUUUAUAUUGGUAUUCCACCUGGCGAACCAGUGCCACCUCGUCAAGGACAUAGAAAACAUUCGACCAAGAGUCUUUCGAGGCCUUCUGCGAGUCCCGUAGCGGAAGCUACAGACAAUGUGAAGGCAAUCGAUGGUGCACCCCAGGAAGGGUGUAAAGUGGUCGACGAACAACCGAAUACUGCUGUUGGGGAAGAUGUUUCAGCACCUGGUAAGAAGUGGGUGUUCGGAACGACAGCGAAGUUUGACAGGCUGAACGAAGCUAGUUCACUGGAGGAUUCACGGAGCACGUCAUCCGAGCCCCCACCUCCACCCGCUGAACCUGCGCAAUCAGUCGCUCUUCUACCUGACCAGCACCCGCCUGCCGCGACAUCCGUGGCGCAGCCCCCUAGCAAUGAGAAACCUGUCACGUCGCCACUUAGUGAAACACAGAAUGGACCUUCAAUGAUGAAGUCUGAGGACGGUUCUACGACGAGCGACGUCUGGGAGGUCAAGGAUUACGGAUAUGGAUUCGGCGACGUGAGUGGUACAGAUAAUGCCACCGACGUCAUUCGCCGCGCCAAGGAGGCUCGGGAGAGGCAGCGACAGCUCGAGUGGCAGAAGGAGCAGGUACAGAUACAGCUGCAGAAGGAACAGGAACUACAACUUGGAGUACAGGAGAUCCAUACCCAGCACACGUGGCAGGAGGCACAUGAAGAGCGAGAACUGUGGGACCAAGUCAAAGAGUUUGGACGUGGGCGACCCCGUCGAGGCUCUUGGGUUAAUUCGCAUGGGCCGCACGAACGGGGCGCUUAUGGUGGUCGAAGAGCGCGAGGAUUCGGUGGUCGCUACCAAGGGCGAAAUCCUGGCCGUGGGGGUUACCACCACCAGCAACGAUCUUCCAUAUCUUCUCUCACGCCACCUCCACAGUUUAAUCCUUUGCCGCUACCUGGUGCCGGUUAUAUGAACGGUUACGUCCAGAUACCAUCUUAUACACCUCCCGAUUACGAAUUAUACCACCCCGUUCCAGUCACCAUACCUGUGAAUGGUGCAGUUCCCAUCCCUAUGCCACAGUCGGCAUUACCGUUUCCUUCGGACACGACACGGUCAUGUCUUCUUACCCAGUUGGAGUAUUAUCUGAGCUCUCAGAACAUGGCACAGGACUUCUUCCUCCGGCAGCGGAUGGAUGAUCAGGGAUGGAUACCCAUUUCACUGAUAGCUUCAUUCAACAGAGUAAAAAGGCUCACCACAGAUGUCAAUCUCGUGCGCGAUGUACUCAACCUGUCUAGCCUGACUGAGGUCAAGGGUGAUUAUGUUCGGAUGACCAGGGAGCAGUGGAAGCAGUUCGUCUUACCCAAUGCUCCAAGGAGCAUUGUAUGCCAUCCGAUUGAAUCUGAGGCAACAGAGCCUCAGGACGAUCAGGUCGCUUACGCCCAAGUUCAGGAUGGUGAAAUAGAAGAAGAAGGCGAUACAUAUGGGGAGGAUGACGACGACGAAGACAUUGUCUUUGUCAUUGGCGAAGAGGCAGAAGGCUCAUGGGCGCCAGAACGACGACCAGCAGCAUUGGAAAGCACUUGA
Molecule: messenger RNA, 2409 nt
Organism: Suillus subaureus
Lineage: Eukaryota; Fungi; Basidiomycota; Agaricomycetes; Boletales; Suillaceae
Exons: 2
Coding region: 1-2409 (802 amino acids)
Molecular function (GO): RNA binding
Source: RefSeq, a predicted model, not a curated record